ACAACGAAGAACAAGAACUAGCGGAGCGAGGAUGUCCAUGCUCGCUGAACCCCGCAGGAAGCAGAAGUGGUCGGUGGACCCCAGGAACAGCGCCUGGAGCAAGGAUGAGUCCAAGUUUGGCCAGAAGAUGCUGGAGCGAAUGGGCUGGUCCAAGGGCAAGGGGUUGGGAAGAACUGAGCAAGGCUCCACGGACCACAUCAAAGUAAAGGUUAAAAACAAUAACUACGGCCUCGGCACCAACGCCAGUCAGGAGGAUAACUGGAUUGCUCACCAAGAUGAUUUCAAUGAGCUUCUUGCUCAGCUGAACAGCCAUCACAGUCAAAACACUGGCAGUGAAGCUCAUCCAGAGGAGAAGGAAGGCUUCAGCUUGGAAGAAAAGUCCAAGACCUCCAAAAAGAGGGUCCAUUACAUGAAGUUCACUAAAGGAAAGGAUCUAUCUUCCCGUAGUGAGACGGACCUUAACUGUAUCUUCGGGAAGAGAGGAAGACCUAUUAAAGAGCAAGAGCAGGAAAGCAGCAGCAGUGAUUCUCAGGGUGAAACGGAGGAGAAUGGGACUCCUGCUGCUCCCGUACUGGACACAGAGUCGAUCACGAAGACUGUAAAAAGUAGCCUGAACAUGCAGGAGUAUUUUGCACAGCGAAUGGCUCAGCUGAAGAAAGGUCGUGGAGCCCAGAGCACAGCAGCGUCCCCCGCUGAGGCCAGCACGUCGCCCGGUCCACCUGAGGAACCUUGUUCAGUCCACAGCGAAAGCAACGAUACAGAAGAACCCAAAAAGAAAAGAAAGAAGAAGAAGAAGAGCAAAAAGCCUGCAGAGGAAGUGGAAGAGGAGGAAUGCAGCACACCCGUUGUUGUUGUGGAGGAGCAAGAAAAUCCGGAGCAGGAAAAGUGCUCAAGGAAGAAAAAGAAGAGAAAAAUGGCCGAAAACCACUGCGAUGCAAAUGAGAACAGUAGCCCCACUGAUGUUCUGGAGGUGAACUGCGAACAAGUGGCUCCCUCAAAGAAAAAGAAGCUUAAAAAAAACAGAGGUGAAAUAUUAAACGGACACGAUCUCGCCGAGGAUGAAACUGCUGAGUUGGAAGUUGUACCGAACACGAACGUCAGCGAACAGGAGGACGGUGUAGUAACCAAAGAUAAAGACGAGCCGCGGGAAAAGAAAUGUAAAAAGAAGAAAAAGAAGAGAAAAAAUCAGGAUUAGGGAAGAGUUGAGGGCAAAGUUAAAUCUUUGAGCUGUCCAGACAACUAUGUACGCCUUAAUGGAGUGUGAAGACAGAUAACUGCUGCAUGAAACAUGAACUCAUCUGUUAAACCUCAGAGCUGUUCAUUCCAGUUGUAGAAUUAUUUUAUUGGACUCUGCGAGCUAAGUGCUAAAAUGAAAUGAACUCUUCCUUUAAUCUACUUGAAGAAUUUGUAUAUUUCCACAUGAGCAAAACUUUAUUACCAAACAUCAAAGUUCAGAUAUUACUCCGACUAAUGCUUUUUUUUUCUUUUUCUUUCCAAGUUGUGAAAUUCAUUCAAUGAUGUCUGAUUUUCAAUGUUGUCACUAUAGACACCUACACCUACAUUACUAUUUGUUUAGGUGAUAUAUUGCAGUGGAUUUUUGCCCUGUUCAUUAAACAGAUGAUGGAUAAUUUUUGUCAGUUCUGCAAAAAAAAAACAACCUGAAGCUUACAGAAUUAAGUGGGACUUUUCAUUCUUUAGAGAAAAAUAAUUCAUGUUAACAUUUCAAGGUUUUGGAAAUGAGAUGCACUUUGGUGCUUCACCUGGAUCACACCUAAAAAUGUUUUUAUUUUAAAGAAAUCUAUGAAAAUGCAAGUUUGACUAUUUCUGUUCUCAGAUGGGAAAUAA
This is a messenger RNA of Cololabis saira (Pacific saury), 1845 nucleotides long. It is a transcript of the gene pinx1, whose product is annotated as PIN2 (TERF1) interacting telomerase inhibitor 1. Gene Ontology annotation, biological process: regulation of ribosome biogenesis. The coding region runs from base 32 to 1195 and encodes 387 amino acids. The transcript is spliced from 7 exons. Gene Ontology annotation, molecular function: telomerase inhibitor activity; nucleic acid binding. Gene Ontology annotation, cellular component: nucleolus. Lineage: Eukaryota; Metazoa; Chordata; Actinopteri; Beloniformes; Belonidae. The record is from RefSeq and is a predicted model, not a curated record.